CCGAUAAACUUAUGGCCGCCUGCGCCUUUGACGCCACAUCGCGGAUUCUAGGCCUUUUUGCCACCCGCGGUGCUGCCGCGGCGACAAGGUUUGACUACAGCUUUCCAAGCUCUGGCUAAGCUCGCUAGCACAAUGACGAUGGCAGUCCCGCACGCGAUGAAAGACAAAAGGGCCUCGUUCGCUGAUCUAAUUGUUCGUUGCUGUUGCGAUUGUUUGUUGCUGCUGCGACCAUCACAGGCAAAAAUGAGGCCACACGCAGCUGCCGCACUGGUGCUCGCCCUGUCUCGCGGCGUGGAGAGCAGUGAGGACUUUUCGACAACAACCGGGAUCCCCCAAUGCGCUAUCAAUUGCGUGCUGCAAACACUGGCCGACCCAUGCCUCGGGUUUGACCUGAGGAACAGGACGUGCUCCUGCUUCCAUGAAGCCGAGGCGAGAACAUGGGACACCUGCCUGAGGCGGUCAUGCUCCUUUGCAGACGAGCUGACAACCACGAGGCUCUUCAAGCUCGCCUGCGACUACCCCGUCAGAAACGUGGGCCGCCAGUACACGGUCCAGCAGUACGUCCUCACGGCCGUCUCGGGCGUCGCCGUCGUCCUGCGCCUGCUGCCCAAGACGCUGCCCGGCGGUACCGCCGACCGCGUGGCGCUGGGCCUCGACGACCUGUGCGUCGGGUUGGCCUACGUCUUGCUGCUGCCCAUGAUCUACGUCGCCGCGACCUUGAUGGUCGACGUCGGGCUCGGCCGCGACGUCUGGAUGCUCAACGUGGAGCAGAUCCGCCUUUGCUACUAUUACUUUUACCUCGUCGAGCCGCUGUACUUUGUCAUUGCCGCCCUGGUCCGCGUGGCUUUUCUGUUGUUUUUCCUCCGCGCGUUCGCGACGGCAGGGGCGCAGUCUAAGGUCUUUAAGCGCUGGGGGUUCAGGGCAACCAUCAAGACCACCAUCGCGCUCAACCUUUUGGGCGCCGUGGCAUUCAGCUUUGCGGCCGUGUUCCAGUGCUGGCCCAUCAGUUACUUCUGGGACGGCUUCGAUAGGGAGCAUGCCGGCAGCUGCAUGAACAACGGCGUCAUGAUGUUGCUCAACUCCCUGCUCGGCAUCGCCAUGGACUCGUGGAUUUUGUAUUUGCCAUUGUCGCAGAUCACGCUCCUCACCAUGUCGCGGCCGAGGAAGCUGCAGCUGGCGUGCAUGUUCUCGCUGGGAUUCAUCGUCACUAUCAUCGGCAUCUUGCGCAUUCAAGCAUUCGACGCCCUCAAGGACUCGGGAAACCCGACGUGGUCCUCGUAUCCUCUAGUGGCAUGGUCCACGCUGGAGAUACACGCCGGCAUCAUAUGCGCGUGCAUCCCGGGGCUGCGCGUCUUUUUCGUGCGAACCGUGCCCGAGAACUUUGGACGCCUGCGCGACUGGCGCGCAUCGCCUGCCCAUGGCCAGGAGACGGGCACUCUGUCUACCCGCGGGACCAGGAUAGAGGACGAAGGCACGGCGGGUGCUAGGGAGAUGCAUGCCCCUAUCGAGGCGGACCCGCCUCUGUUCAGGCCGUCAUGGAAAAGCUAA
This is a messenger RNA of Gaeumannomyces tritici R3-111a-1, 1548 nucleotides long. RefSeq lists its product as hypothetical. The transcript is spliced from 6 exons. The record is from RefSeq and is a predicted model, not a curated record. Bases 133 to 1548 code for a protein of 471 amino acids. Lineage: Eukaryota; Fungi; Ascomycota; Sordariomycetes; Magnaporthales; Magnaporthaceae.